Messenger RNA from Prorocentrum cordatum, 2157 nucleotides. Lineage: Eukaryota; Dinophyceae; Prorocentrales; Prorocentraceae. The record is from the annotation of a GenBank genome assembly.
AUGGACGCUCUCUUAGCGGAGGUCCGAGACGGAAAUUCCGCUCUACAGGAAUGGGAGGGCGUACCUGGCCUUCACCUGCGCUUCGAUUUCCUGUCCGCGAAUGGCGCGGACCCCGCCCUGCUGCAUUCCUGGCGGCACGGGCACUCUCUCGGGGCGUCGCCUGUCGUCCCGAGGCAGGUGCGCAACCAUCCUUCCGUCACGUCCCAGCUCGCGUGGGCCGAACGCGAAUGGGACCGCCUGGCUGAGUCGGGGAAAGUUUCCUUCUUCCCGGCUGAUGCCCCUCCGCCCAAACACCUCAACGUCAACCCGUGCGGCUUAAUCCUGAAGCCGCGCCCCGGGGCGGACGCCGAGGCCGACGAAUCUGAGCGCUUCAAAGCGCGUUUAAUCGUCGAUUUGCGGCGGGGGGGCGUCAACGAGUGCUUGCCAAACGCCGACGUCGCGUACGGCACGCUGGAUCAGGCUGCGGCCCGCAUGUCCGCGGGUUCCUGGUUGUUCGUCCUCGACCUGCGCGAUUGUUUUUUUAAUUGGCGUGUUUCCGACGCCGACUCGUACGCCCUCGGCUUCUAUUCCCCUGGCAGACGCCAGUUCGGGAAAUACAAUUAUUUACCAUUCGGCCUCAGGCCCGCGCCUGGCAUCAACGACGCCAAUGUGAAGGAGAUUUUAAGAAUCCUCCGCUUACGUACCGAAGUUGACCUUUUAGACUUCGUUGACGACUUGUUAGGCGCGGCGCCGGAUGAACCCACGGCUUGGCAAAACCUGUGUCGAGCUGUCCGCUUCCUGUUGCGGUGUGGCAUCCCAAUCAGUGCCAAACCCAGCGGCAUCCGAGCACCUGCGCGCCGACAAACCUGGAUCGGCUGGGUGUUCGAUACCGUCGAAUGCAUUAUCACCGUGCCGCCUGAAAAGACUGACCGCUGUCGCGAAUUGUGCGCUGCCGUUCUCGAGGCAGACCAACACCGCACGCUCCGCAGCAAACACUUAGCAUCGGCAGUAGGUUUGGCUUCGCACAUCGCGGAGCUCCUUCCGCAGUUGCGGCGCCGGCUGCACCCUCUUUGGGCAGAUUUUAAUGCGUCGGGGGUGUAUUCGGCGUGGCGUGCCAGCCCCUUGGCCGACCCCCCGGUGACUCUCUCAGAUCUCAGUCGCGCGGCCCUGGCGCACAUCUGCUCGGCCUUAUGUACGCCCCCGGUGCGUUCCUUGCAUUGUGACGGCGGCCCUCUCAGCAUGUGGGGCCACAAAUCUCCCGAAUUCGCUGAUUGGGCGAACCUUGCCCGCAAAGGCGCAAUCCGGGUCGUGGAGUGCGACGCCUCCAAAAUGCACGGGUGGUCAUACCAUCUGUGUUGGGACAGCCGCGUUGUCGCCGAUACGUGGCCUGACAACUUCGAAUCCCGGGAGGCGCAGCCCAAUUCCUUGGAAAUCAAUUACAAGGAGUUGUGGGUUGCAGUUCAGUGCCUUCUCAGGGAGUCCUCUUGCUUAAAGGGUUGGCGAGUUUUGUUCAGGCUCGACAAUUCCGCUGCCGUGCAUUACGUUAAUGUGCGCUACGGGCGGAUACCUUCCCUCGAGUCUCUGGCGCAUCGUUUUGAAAGCGCCGAGCGGGCAGCUCAAUGUUGGGCUCUAGCGUUGCACAUCCCUGGCAAGAGCAACGUCAUUGCAGACGCGGGAUCCCGGUCACUGGACUUCGCGCGUUCCUGGCGCGAGGAUCAGUACAGGGACGCCGCACUUCGCAAGACCUUGUUUCAAGAGGUCGAAUCCAGAUGCGGCGUUCAGUUCACGCUGGACUUGUUCGCAGAUCGACUCGGCAUGACGGCUCUCACCCACGAGUGGCGUUUUCCAGAACUUUCCGCUUUCGAGGCCGAGCUGCGCGGCCACGCGGUGUGGGCACACCCACCGCGCGCGCUGCUCAAGGAGACUUUUCAAUUUUUGAAUGCCGCCAUUGCUGUCAACGCAGACCUGCGCGUUGUCAUCCUGUGCCCUGACGACCCGGGAGCCCCAUGGUUCCGUCCGUCGUUGCUAUCCAAGUGGCACAGAAUCAGAUCGUGGCCCGCCGGGUCCGACCUUUUCCGAUGGCCGUCCGAUCGCGGCUUGUCGAAAGGCCCAGCGUCGGAUCUUCCAUACAUCGUGCUUCAAAGCUGGCUUCCGAACCGCCGGAAGCGCAAGCGCUGA